Messenger RNA from Pyrus x bretschneideri (Chinese white pear), 7016 nucleotides. RefSeq lists its product as uncharacterized. The record is from RefSeq and is a predicted model, not a curated record. NCBI's taxonomy places the organism in Eukaryota, Viridiplantae, Streptophyta, Magnoliopsida, Rosales, Rosaceae. The transcript has 26 exons. Bases 277 to 6750 code for a protein of 2157 amino acids.
CUUCCCUCUUUGGCGUUGAUUAGAGAAAUUAUAUUAAAAAAUAAAAUUAAAAAAUAAUAAAAACAAGAGAAAUCAGGACAAAAGAAUCAAACACCACCUCAGUAUAACCAUUUGUCCUUCACGGAGACGACGACCAGCCGCAGCCGCAGCCGCCGGCGCUUCCGCAACCGCCCAAUUGUACUGAAUAACAAUAUUCUUCUUCUUCUUCUCUCCGCAGUCAGUCAGUCUCAGUAGCCCCUCUUCACUGGAAAGCUCGAAAGACAGGAAAAAGAGAAGAUGGAGAUAGAGUUGGAGCCGAGGGUGAAACCUCUGGAAUACAAAGUCAAGGCAAUGUCACGUGAGUCGCCGUCCCAGAAGGCCGGUCACGUGCUCGACGCCGACCUCCGCUCCCACUGGUCCACCGCCACCAACACCAAGGAGUGGAUUCUUCUCGAACUCAACGAACCUUGCUUGCUAUCGCACAUACGAAUUUACAACAAGUCUGUGCUGGAAUGGGAGAUUUCUGUUGGCUUACGCUACAAGCCAGAGACGUUUGUAAAAGUUCGCCCACGUUGUGAAGCACCACGACGCGACAUGAUAUAUCCAAUGAACUAUACUCCCUGCCGUUACGUGCGAAUUUCUUGUUUGAGGGGAAAUCCUAUAUCUAUUUUCUUCAUACAGCUUAUUGGGGUUUCAGUGGCUGGCCUGGAGCCAGAGUUUCAACCUGUGGUUAACCAUCUGUUGCCAUCUAUUAUAUCUCACAAACAAGAUACUCAGGAUAUGCAUCUUCAGUUGCUUAAAGACAUGACAAGUCGGUUGGUUGUGUUCCUUCCCCAACUUGAGGCAGACCUUAACAGUUUUGUGGAUUCUGCUGAAUCUAACUUACGCUUUCUUGCUAUGCUUGCUGGUCCUUUCUAUCCAAUACUUAAUCUUGGGAAUGAAAGGACAGCUGCAAAGUCUUUGGGCAAUAUCUCAGAUUCUGAAGUUUCUAAAAAUAGCCAGCCGUCAUCAUCCCUAACUGUGUCUUCUAAUUUUGAGCCACGGAGAUCACGCAGCACUUUACCUUUUGUCCUAUCGACAUCCAGUUCUAUAGUAUUCAGGGCAGAUGCAAUUUUUCUGCUGUUGAGAAAGGCAUAUAAAGAUUCUGAUCUAGGAAUCGUUUGCAGAAUGGCUGCAAGAAUUUUACAUAAGCUUAUAGAGCCUGUUCCAGCACAUGAAGGAUCGGCAUCUCCUCGUGAAGUGACAUCUGAAGAUGAAGCAGCAAAGUCUGAAAUAACUAAUCCUGCUCCUUUAGUUGAUUACUCAAACUUGUUUGGGGAAGAAUUCCAGUUGCCGGAUGAUCAUUGGGACUCAAGCUCUCUUAACAUCUUGGAUAUAGGAGCAGUGGAGGAAGGGAUUUUACAUGUUCUUUAUGCGUGUGCGUCACAGCCUCUUCUCUGCAGCAAAUUAGCUGAUAGGACUUCUGACUUCUGGUCUGCGUUACCGCUAGUUCAAGCGUUACUUCCAGCACUUCGUCCCUCUGUUAGUCGACCUUCCGACAUUGUUGAUGACAGUUUCUCUCCAUGGAAACAACCAAUUGUGCAACAAGCCCUCUCUCAGAUUGUAGCAACAUCGUCCUCAUCAUUAUACCGUCCACUUCUUCAUGCCUGUGCUGGCUAUUUAUCUUCAUAUUCACCAUCACAUGCUAAGGCUGCAUGUGUUUUAAUUGAUCUGUGUUGUGGUGUGCUAGCACCUUGGCUAGGUCAAGUUGUUGCAAAGGUUGAUCUGGCUGUAGAGCUUCUAGAGGACCUUUUGGGUGUAAUUCAGGGUGCUCGCCAUUCUCUGCCUUGUGCUCGUGCUGCCUUAAAAUACUUCAUUCUGGCUCUCUCUGGUCAUUUGGAUGAUAUGCUAGGAAAGUAUAAGGAAGUCAAGCACAGGAUACUCUUUCUUGUGGAGAUGCUAGAGCCUUUCCUUGAUCCUGCUGUAGGCAGAUUGAAGGGGAAAAUAGCCUUUGGAGAUCUAUCUUCUGCAUAUCCAGAAAAGCAGGAAGAGAAUUGUGUUAUUGCCCUCAAUGUUAUUCGUACGGCAGUGCAGAAACCAGCAGUUCUCCCUUCGUUGGAAUCUGAAUGGAGGCGUGGAACAGUUGCUCCUAGUGUGUUACUCUCGGUAUUGGAACCUCACAUGCAGUUACCUCCUGAAAUCGAUCUUCGUACAUCUCCUGCCUCCAAACCACUGCAACCUGAAUUUUCAUCUAGUUUAUCCCAUUCUUCAGUUUCUCACCAUGGGGUAGCAUCUUCAAAAUCAAACAGCCACGAUGAAUUUGAUGGGAAGACAGAUGUUUCUGAUACAGCUGUAAAAAUUGACAUUUCUGAAGACGUCAAUCUUCUUUUUUCUCCUCCAGAACUACACAACAUUGUACUGACAAAUAUAUCCAGUGGUCCCAAUGAGAACAGCUCUGUCUCUAAGCAUGGGGAUGGUGGAUCUGAACCAAAACAUGUUGGGAAAAAUUUUCCCCACCAGUUUCAAACUGACUUAAAACUAGAUUCUGGUUUCUCAGCGGAAUAUUUCAACGUGCAGGCCGAUUAUUUUCAACUUAUAAGCUAUCAAGACUGCGAGCUCAGGGCUUCUGAAUUCCGUCGUUUGGCCUUAGAUUUGCAUUCACAGAAUGAGAUUACUGUUGAGAGUCAUGAUGCUGCUAUAGAUGCUUUGCUCUUGGCAGCAGAGUGCUAUGUCAAUCCAUUUUUUAUGAUGUCUUUCAGAGGCAGUCCAAAGUUAAUGAAGGAAAUAAACACUAAUGGGACUAGGACUCCACAAAAUCAAGAAAUGGGGGUGCAAAUGCUCGCUGAAAAGUCUAAGAGUGAAUUAGAAACCAUAGCUCUUCUUGAAAGGAAAAGAGACAAAACUGUUCUUCAAAUUCUGCUUGAGGCUGCAGAGUUAGACAGGAAAUAUCGAGAACAAGUUUCAGAUGCAGGUAUUAGUCCGUACUGCACUGCAGGAUUUGAUGAACAAGUCAUUAUGGUGUCUGCCCUUGAUGUACAAUCUGCAGAUGCUAUCACCUUGGUUCGACAAAAUCAAGCUUUGUUGUGCUGCUUUCUGGUCCAACGAUUGCAAAGGGAGCAGCACUCAAUGCAUGAAAUUCUUAUGCAGUGCAUGAUAUUUUUGUUGAAUUCUGCUACCAAGCUAUGCUGUGCUCCAGAACAUGUGAUUGACAUUGCAUUAGGAUCUGCUGAGCACUUAAAUGGGAUGCUCAGAUCCCUGUAUUACCAGUUCAAAGAUGGCAAUCUGCGGUUGGAGCCGGAAACAAUACAUGGGAUACAACGACGGUGGAUACUUCUUCAAAGAUUGGUAAUUUCUUCAAGUGGUGGUGAUGAGGAAGCAGACUUUGCAAUCAAUAAAAGUUGUUUUCGUUAUGGAAAUCUGAUUCCACCUUCAGCCUGGAUGCAGAGGAUAUCUACGUUUUCCAGAUCCACAUCCCCUCUUGUUCGAUUUCUUGGUUGGAUGGCAGUAUCUCGUAAUGCAAGACAGUACAUGAAUGAUCAGCUUUUUCUUGCUUCGGAUCUACCACAGCUGACGUACUUAUUAUCUGUAUUUUCAGAUGAACUUUCUUUAGUGGAUAAUGUUGUCAAUCGAAAAUAUGAAGAAUCAGGAGGCAACAUUGUUUCUGCAUCCAUUAAAGGAUUUAAAAUUGAUGAUCAGCAACAUCGGGACCAAUCUUUUCGUGUCAUCUAUCCUUACCUCUCUAAGUUCUUUCCCAAUAUGAAAAAGCAAUUUGAAGCUUUUGGAGAAACCAUUUUGGAGGCUGUUGCACUGCAGUUGAGGUCCCUUUCUUCGAGUAUGGUGCCUGAUAUUUUGUGUUGGUUCUCUGAGUUGUGUUCAUGGCCAUUUCUUUAUACAGAGCAGCUUUCCGCACGAAACAGUAAUGACAAUUUGAAAGGUUAUGUUUCAAAGAAUGCCAAAGCAAUCAUCCUUUAUACACUUGAAGCCAUCAUAACUGAGCACAUGGAGGCAAUGGUGCCUGAGAUACCUAGAGUGGUGCAAGUGCUGGCAUCCCUUUGUAGGGCAUCUUACUGCGAUGUAUCAUUUCUAGACUCUGUAUUGCGUUUGUUGAAACCAAUUAUCUCGUAUUCUUUAUGUAAGGUGUGCGAUGAGGAAAGGUCAUUGGUUGAUGAUUCAUGUGUUAAUUUUGAGUCCUUAUGCUUUGAUGAGCUUUUCAAUGACAUCAAGCAGGCAGCAAAUGAAGAUAAUUCUACAGAAAAAGUGUACAACAGAGGAUUGACAAUUUUCAUUUUGGCGUCUGUCUUUCCUGAUUUAUCUGGUCAGAGUAGGAGGGAAAUGCUGCAGUCCCUGAUUUUUUGGGCCGAUUUUACUGCCUUUGAGCCAACUUCUUCUUUCCACAAUUACCUUUGUGCAUUCCAGAGUGUUCUGGAAAGUUGCAAACUUCUGUUAGUUCAGACUUUACGAUUCUUUGGUGCCAUCCCACUGGAGCUGCCCACUGAUGUAUCAAUUGGUAGUAGUUUGGAGUCACAUUCGUGGUUCGUCAAUGAUGUCUACCCAAGCGCUGGUCAAGAUAAGGUUUCUGAGAAGUUGAAUGGUAAUAAUGUUGAUGCUGAUAUUGCGAACAAAAGGGUCUAUCAUUUAUUUCCCACGGAGAUAGAAGAAUUCUCAAAACACUUGGAGGUUCUCAUUGAUAAGCUUUACUCAACGACUGAGCUGUGUUGGAAUCUUCAUCAUCAACUUUCUAAGAAGAUUACUAUUAUAGCAACAGAGUGUCUUAUGUACUCAAGAUGCUUGACAUCAAUUGCAAAAAGAGUCAACAACGCUCAAGAAAAUGACUCUGAAAUUUCUUUCCCAUCUACUUCAGCUGACCAGUUCCUUGAUCAUUGGAGGUAUGGCUUAGAAGUAAUUUCUGAGACCAUUCUGACCCUUCAGAAAAACAGCUGCUGGGAAGUUGCAUCUGUCAUGCUUGAUUGCCUACUUGCUGUGCCCCAUAAGUUUGCCCUUAAUAGUGUGAUUGGGUCCAUCUGUUCUGCAAUAAAGAACAGUUCUUGCGAUGCACCGAAAAUUGCUUGGCGAUUGCAAAGUGAUAAAUGGUUAUUGAUUAUGCUUACUAGAGGUGUCCAUUCCCUCAAGGAAUGUGAGGUUCCUCUUGUUGAUUUGUUCUGUACAAUGCUGGGUCAUCCUGAACCUGAGCAACGAUCUAUAGCGCUUAAGCUCUUGGGAAAGCUUGCUGGCCAAGAUUUGAGUGGGGCAAGUGACCUUCAAUCUUCCAUGCUCUACAAAAAUUUAGUUUCACCUGGUUUAGUUACAUCUGUUCCCGAGUCAAUAAUCUCUCAUUUGGUUUCAAGUACAUGGGAUCUGGUGGUUGUGCUGGCAUCAUCUGAUGCAUCAUUACUUGUAAGGACUCGUGCGAUGGCACUUCUUGUAGAUUAUAUCCCAUUUGCUGAGCGACGUCUGUUACAGUCAUUUCUUGCGGCAACUGAUAGUAUUCAUGGUUUGGGAGAGCUUUCCCGUUCUAGUUGUGAGGGCCCAUCGCUGAGGCUUUCAUUAGCACUGAUUGCUGGUGCUUGUCUAUACUGUCCAGAUGAAGAUAUCUCUCUGAUUCCUCAAAAUGUUUGGAAGAAUAUUGAGACUCUAGCAUUGUCAAAAACUGAUGGCAGGUCUGGGGGUGUCGAGAAAAGGGCUUGCCAAGUCUUGUGUAGAUUAAGAAAUGAAGGGGAUGAAGCUAAAGAGGUACUGAGAGAAGUGUUAUCUUCAAGCUCUUCAAAACAAUUUGACCCAGAUUUUGAAAGUACUCGUGAGUCUGUUCUUCAGGUCCUUGCCAGUUUAACUUCUGCAACAUCGUACUUCAACAUUUUCUCAAACAAAAUUGACCAAGAAGUCAUGGAACUAGAGGAGGCUGAAUUGGAAUUGGAUAUUCUUCAGAAAGAACAUGCAUUACAAGAAUCACCUAACGAUUCUAAAGAUGCACACCGGAUUCCUUCUUUAAGCUCUCCUCUGAAAGAUGAUGCACGGCUUCAGCAAAUCAAGGAUUGCAUUCAUUCCUUAGAAAAGUCCAGGCUACGUGAAGACAUAGUCGCCCGCAGGCAGAAAAAACUUCUCAUGAGACGUGACCGGCAGAAGUAUUUGGAGGAGGCAGCUUUACGAGAAGCUGAGCUACUUCAAGAACUUGACAGGGAGAGAGCAGCUGAAGUUGAAAAGGAUAUCGAGAGGCAGAGAUUGCUAGAAAUUGAGCGUGCAAAAACGAGGGAGCUGCGACAAAACCUCGAGAUGGAGAAAGAAAGGCAAACACAGAGAGAGCUUCAGCGUGAACUAGAACAGGCUGAAGCAGGAGUACGACCAUCACGACGCGACUUCUCCUCUACUUACAGCAGUCGGCCCCGAGAUAGGUAUCGUGAAAGAGAAAAUGGAAGAGCGGGUAGUGACGGUAGCACAAGAUCAAGUACCGGAAACUUGCAGCUCGAAACUUCAACUACCAGUUCUUCCAUGGGGACCAUGCCAACUGUGGUUCUGUCUGGGUCCCGGCAAUUUUCAAGCCAGCCUACGAUUUUACAAUCACGUGAUCGUCUGGAUGAUGGCGGCAGUGGUUAUGAAGAAAAUCUGGAUGGAAGCAAGGACUCUGGUGACACGGGUAGUGUUGGAGAUCCGGACUCGGUAUCAGCAUUUGACGGACAACCUGGUGGAUAUGGGUCAGGUCAGAGGCAUGGUUCUAGGGGGAGCAAAUCCAGGCAGGUAGUGGAGCGGAGGGAACGCGAUGGUAGACGAGAAGGAAAAUGGGAAAGGAAACAUUUAUGACUAACGGUUUCAGAAUGAGUAAAAUUGGGUUCUAGGCUACGAUGCUCGAGCGUAUGUACAGAAAGACGUGCAAUGUACUAGGUCGUACUGUGAUCUCCCUCAGGAAAAAACCAUUACAAAGAGAUUCUGAACACAGAUUUUGAAAGGAUGCUCUCGAUUGGAGUCCCGACAUGGUUGCUUGAUGUGGUGGUAAAAACGGUGAAAUUCUGAUGAGGCCUUGUGUAACAUUCCUGUACCUUAAUUUGAAAACUUGUAUUUUGUGUUUA